AUGGAUCCGCGGUACGUGGCCCUCUUCAUCUAUCCCGACACGCGUGUGCCAUCGAUCGAGGGCCCAGACGGACUUGCGGUCACCAUGACAUAUCCGUUCGGAAUAUCCUUGGCGAAUCCCCAGCUCGGGGGUCGAUAUGAGACCGAAGAUGAAGAGACCUCCCCACAAGCCCAGGCCACGGAACGACAGGCUGUUUUCCCAACUGAUGAGCUCGGUUCUCGAGGCCGGAAAAGAAGCUACACCCUCGCGCAUCAAGACGAUCAACAACCGGUUCCCAUUCUCCCAGGACACUUGGAAGGUGUUCUCCACAACGAGGAGGAAUACGCUCGGCUCACCAAGAGGGGGCGAUACGAGUUUGCCAGGUCUGGAAAAGAGCCUCGCUUCGAGGAUAUUAUGGCAAACUUGGAUGAUUUCAUGGCAAGCUUAGAAGAUCACUUGCCCGAGCCUCAGACCACUGAAAACAGAUAUACCCCAGCAAUCUGUCCGUGUGGCGUCGAGUACUGACUGAUCCCGGAUUGGGAGAGGGAUAAGAAAAACUGGAUCUGUCGAUGGGCUGCGUUGAUCUAGGAUGAUGACGGGAACGGGAGAUAUGAUCACGAUUGUUCGUUGGGACCUAUAUGGACGACAUUCAAGCUCGAUUUCUGGAAGUUGGUCUUACCAAGCGAAUGAUAGCCCCUUUCUUGGGGUGGAACCCAUGGGACAAGUGCUGGCGGGCGGGGGGGACUCUAUUCACUGAGUUUACUUAUCACUGAUUGAUAACCCUAUCUCCUCCGCCAUCAGACUCGCCACGGAGCCGUCUACCAGUUUUGUUCCCGCCAACUAUACCGGCUUCGACGUUGAGUCGGUGUUCAUGGAGAAGUUGCCCAGCAUUGAGCAAGCGACUACUGCCACAAUUUGCGACCCCGACAUCCCGCUUCCCCCGGUCGAGCUUGAGGAUGCAAUCACCCCCAACUAUAUCUAUCGAGAGCUGAAGAACUUGGUAGGUUCAAGACUGCGUAAUACAUAUCAUGAUGAACUAACGGUGUUUACAGGUCCUGAUCUCGCGGGGUUUAUACCUUUGACUCCGUUCAUUGGAGAAAUGUUCGAAACCAGCUGCCCAAGAGGUGACGUCGCCGUUAUCUGGAGGCUUUCUACCAGCUCAAGAGCCGGCCCUUCACAGUUGCAAGAGAAAGCGUUACAACAAAACGCCAUACCCUCGCCAUCUAUGAAUCGCAGGUAGUUUAGCCAUGAAGGUGAGCUCAAAAUGAAAGCCAAUGUAUUCUUGAUGAUCUACCACUUAACACACCUACAAGUCAUGGA
Molecule: messenger RNA, 1299 nt
Organism: Podospora pseudopauciseta
Lineage: Eukaryota; Fungi; Ascomycota; Sordariomycetes; Sordariales; Podosporaceae
Exons: 2
Coding region: 1-504 (167 amino acids)
Source: RefSeq, a predicted model, not a curated record